AUGACUAAACUUGAUUCCAUUGAACCUAAGCCAAAGAUGAAAAUCAUAGAGCCAAACAAAGAUGACAAACCUAAUGAAGAGAUUGAUAAUAGUAGUGAUGACUAUUCUGAUGAUAAUGACUCUUGUUAUGAUCAGGGCAUGAUAGCAAAUUAUGAGGAUGAAGAGGAUGAUGAAAGUGAUGAUGAGGAUGAGAAAGAACCAAUGGUGUUAAAGGCUUAUCAAGGGAAGAAGAUAUCUGCGGAACUUACUAAGAAAACUCCCUCAACUCUUCACCCUCCAAAGGAAACUAUAAAAAGUCCUACUAACAAUGACAAGAAAAAGGAGCAAAAUAAAAAAAUCUUUGCAUGUGCAUCUUGCAACAAAUCAUUUGGCUCCGAAGUUGCUUUACAAUCUCGUAUGAAAGCUAAGCACAAUGCUUUACAAACUCUUCAAGGGCCUAACCCACCACUUUUAUUGUUCCAACCAGUACCACCAAUGUUGCUAUUGUAG
This is a messenger RNA of Hevea brasiliensis (rubber tree), 489 nucleotides long. RefSeq names its product histone deacetylase HDT2-like. The coding region runs from base 1 to 489 and encodes 162 amino acids. Lineage: Eukaryota; Viridiplantae; Streptophyta; Magnoliopsida; Malpighiales; Euphorbiaceae. The record is from RefSeq and is a predicted model, not a curated record. The transcript has 2 exons.